AGGCGGGACCCGAAGGAGGGAGGCGCUGACGCCGCGACGUCAACAACCGCCGGGCGCCGCUUCUCCACAGGUGCCGCCGAGGCCGCGUGAGGGAAGCGCGGCUGAGAGGAGGAGGAGGCGGCGGCGUCGGCCAUGACCAAGUACUGCCGGGCGCCCAACUGCUGCAACUCGGCCAGGGAGCCGCGGACCGACAACCGGCGCCUCAGUUUCUACAAGUCAGUCAACUUUCGGGAAGGGGGGGGAGGGGCGUGACGUCACCGGGGGAAACAAGAACGCGGGGGGGUUGUGACGUCGCGGGGGGGGGGAGAAACGGGGCGCGCGCGCAGCCAGUGCCGGAUUUAUUUGUCCCCCCCACCCCACCCCACCCCAAAUUAUGAGUCUUUGUAAAUUGUGUUUCUCAAUGAAGUUAUUAUUAUUAUUAUUAUUACUAUUUAAUUGCCAAAUGCUAAUGCGUUUGCAUAAUUCAGUUUGUUAGGAAUAAAAAAAAAAUCAUUUUAAGUUAGAGCUCAAUAAUAAUUUCGCUAUUAAUAUACUACUUCUUAAUUGUGUUUCACUAUUAAUAGACUUAAUUGUAUUUCAGUCCAACAGUUACUUUGGUAAAAUACAUAUUUUGUGAUGUGCCAAUGGCUUGAGAUACCUAUGAAGUCCAUAAAUUACCAUAUACAGUGGUACCUCGGGUUACAGACGCUUCAGGUUACAGACUCCGCUAACCCAGAAAUAGUACCUCGGGUUAAGAACUUUGCUUCAGGAUGAGAACAGAAAUCGCGUGGCAGCAGCAGGAGGCCCCAUUAGUGGUGCUUCAGGUUAAGAACAGUUUCAGGUUAAGAACGGACCUCCAGAAUGAGUUCUUAACCCGAGGUACGACUGUAGUGCGACUGGGACACGACGGGGCCAUUGCAAAAUCUGCAGCACAUGCAACAGCGUUUGAGGCAACUGUGUGCAAAGUUUUGUGGGAAUAAACAGGGUGGGCUCCUGAGAGAGCCUGUUUACUAACUGAGCACAUUUCUAAGCUGCUUAAUAUUUUAAAAUCUCAAAACCAUAUUCAGCCUCCGGAACGAAUUAAGUACUUAACCCGAGGUACCACUGUAUAGCAUCUAUUCAACACAAAAAAACAGCAACCAUUUGUUGUGGACAGAGGACAGCUGGACAUGUAAAGGACCCCAUUUCCUUCAGGAGCUGAGGGCCGCAUCAAACCUCAAUCCGGCCCUGUGUGCAGCGCUUGAAACCCACCUGCUCAUGGGGAAACCAAGGAAGUGGGUAGGGCACCCCCCUAAAGGUGUGGGUGGUGGUGGGGAUAGGGGGAUCCCCCCUGGGUUGUGGGUGCUUUAAAUCGGGCAACUUACCCGGAACCAGGAGCCAUGUGUUUGGGGUCCCGUUUCUUAAUCUUUCGCCAUAUAUUUUGGUUGGUGCCCCUGUUUCCACCCGCCCUGGAUCAGGCCGUGACCCAUUGGUGGGUUCCAGCCCACCAGUUGAAGACCAGUGCUUCAAAUCAUCAUCAUCAUCAUCAUUUUGUUAAUUGUACCCCGCCUAUCUGACUGGGUUGCCCCAGCACUCUGUGCAGCUACCAACAUACAUAUAAAAAUAUACCAAAACAUUGCAUAUUGAAAAGCUUCUCUCUACAGGGCUGCCUUCAGAUGUCUUCUAAUGGUUAUAUAGUUACUCAACUCCUUUACAUCUGAUAAGAGGGCGUUCCACCGUGCAUUGAACCCCUGGCUGUAGCCUAGAUACUUUGCUGUCUUGUUUGCAUGACAUCACGUUAAGUCCGCCUUUGCCAACCAGGUGCCAGCCUCAGGUGGAAUUGUAGCCCAAAAUUGCGGGGGGGCGGGCGCAGCAGGCACCAGGUUGGUGUAACUGGCUUAUCCCAGGCCUGCCAAGCUCAACAUGUCGACACCGGCAUGUAUAUUAUGAUUUGUUUCUAAGACUGUGGUCCUUGGAAGGAAGAACGUCCCAGUACUUUUCCUCGAAUUUCACUUCCUAGUAAGCAGCGUCCAUGACUUCCACCACAUGGGUUUUAUUUCUUUUCACCCAACCUGAGGAAGCCAGAAAGAGGAACCAGAAUAUGUUGUUAUGCUUUGUAACACGGUCAUGUUGCAUACAUCUCAAGCCACUUUGGUUGUCCGUUUUUGCAGAAAAACAAGAUAUCGGUACAUUAUUAUUUAGUCUUUCAUUUCUAGAGCUUCAGAUACGGAAUGUUAACCUUGGGGGUUGACUCUUGAAUGGAUAGUGAAGAGCCCUCCCGCCUUCUCAAAGGAUUCUUUCAGGGAACCUCGAGAUUGCUUCACCCUCCUGCUAUCUUCCUUCUUCUUAAAUCCUGAAUAGCUGCUUUUCUAAAGCCACUUAGUAGUUGCUAAGGCUACUUAAUUCACUCUCUCCUUGAUAAUAGGAGACAAGCCAAACUAGAUCAGAAGCUGGUGAUAGGAGAGCCUUACGGGUGGGGUGGUUGUUGCUUUUUGCAUUUCUUUUGGAAGUGCAGGGUGGGACUAAAUAUGGACAUUAGCCCUGGGGGAAGAAUAGUUUAAUCAUCCUCUCUCUGCCCCCGCCUUGCUAUUUUCCCAGUGUAAAUCUUCCUCCCACCUCUUUUCUCCAGUGGGACUAUUGUAAGGGGGGAAUUUACCUUCCUGGAAGCAGGGCAGGGUCAGGAAAGGAGUAUCCUUUCCCCCAGCACUAAGGCUGUGUACAUACCUACGCCUUUAAAGUACAUUGAGAGAACAUUCUUUCCCCCAAAGAAUUCUGGGCAUUGUAGAUUGUUAUGGGUUGCUGAGAACUGUAACUCUGUGAGGGGUGAAUUGCAGCGCACAGAAUUUUUUUGAGGUGAAAGUAUGUGUUUUGAGUGUUCUCUCAAGGUAUAGUGUGUGCAGGGCCUAUGAUUCCGAUCUGAUUCACACUUGCGCACCCUGUGGCUGCUUUUUAAAUAAAAAGGAAAGAGAUUGGAUAUUCAGUCACUCAGCUUGUCUCAUUUGACUGUUAAGGUGUGUAUGUCUCCCUUGUAAAAUGAGGGUGUCCCACAUUGUACUAUGUAUGUGUUUGACAAAAGGGUGCUCAGGUGUGUCAGUAUAUUUGUUUAUUUGGCACCAGCCAUGCACGUGCUGCCUUAAAAAGACCAAAAGGCAGCAGGCAGAGGCUGGCCCAUAAGGGCAAGUAUGGUUUUGCCCCACCAACCUUAGUCUGCCCUCAGCCAGCCAGCUAUCAUCUGCCUGUCUUCUAUCUUAAAUCCAAGCCAUAGAGUGGCACUGCUUUGCCAACUGCAUCUUCUUUAGUCUCAGCAUUGUCCUUGUAAAACUCAGCAGGGAGGAGGAUGGGGGCAAAACCAGAAUUUUUUAGCUCUGCCUGUCAUUGGCUCUGCCUCUGCCUGCUUUCUGUCCGGGUAGACACCAGACACCCCUGGCGAAAGGACAGGUCCCUUCCCAAGAGACUUACACGCUAGAGAAAAAAUUAGGGAGACCACAGGUGACCUGGAGGGGAAUGGAGGCCUGGGCCAAACAGGGGAGGAACAUGCAUUUAUUUCAGCUACAGGUGUGUAGACUUUGGCAUUUAUUCACUCCUCCACACAGGUUUCCUCUGCACAAUCCUGAACGUCUCCAGCAAUGGCUCUCCCAGAUGAACCAGGAAAAUUGGGUCCCGACGAAGCACCAGCACUUGUGCAGCGAGCACUUUGCCCCGUCCUGCUUUGAAUACCGGUGGGGGGCGCGCUUCCUGAAGCCUGACGCUGUUCCCACCAUCUUUCAGACCUCAGAAGGCUCGCUGGUGAGUGGUUGGUCACCUGCCAAGAAAGUAUAUUGGAGAAUUGCCAUUUUCCCAGCUGAUGUUUUUGCUGGGUGGUGUAUCAGUAGCUUAAGAACAUACCAGAGGAGCAGGGAUCCUCUGGCCAAAAGCUGUGGCCAUGUUUGCCUCUGGAUAUGUCUGCCUCUGGCACAUGGCCCCCCAGGAGGCUACUCCUUAAGCAACAUGGCCCCUGGGCUGAAAAGGGUUCCUCAGCCCUAACAUAGCAUUUAAAUAAAAUCUGUUUGGAAUUGGAGGCUUUUCUGUAGUAGAUGCUCAGGUUGGGUUACAGCAGUGAAAGAAAAAAGUGAGUUGGUAGCCGAAGAGUGUUUUUUUUCAAUUGUAUUUCAUAAAAUGUAUACACUGCUGGAUUGUAAAAGGGGGGGGAUCCUUAAAGCAGUUUACAAAAAAUGUAUUGAAAUUAACGAAAAGAAUGUAAGAUUUUCAAAGAGUUGAAACUAAAAACAGAUUAAAACUUGCACCGGCUUUCUAAACAUCUGGGUAGGCUUGUCUAAGCACAAAUGUUUCUAGCAAGGGAAAGUGCCAGCCUGAUAUCAAUGGGUGUUAAGUCAUUUUGGUUGUGCGCUCAAAUUUAGCAGCCGAAAAACCCACAGCAGACGGCUGGUUAAAUUUCAGAGUGGGCCUGGUCAUGUUAUUAUCCCAUGUUAAAUCUCUCCACUUUUGUGUUUGGGAGAUUCACUUGCUAAUGACAGAAGUUCAGUCUGUACUGGAUCCUUGCAUGCCUCUUUGCUCUCACAAACUGUUUACGCUGAUAGCAUUAGUUAGAUGCAGCCUGCUUUCUAGAACUGCCCCCCCCCCCUUGGUGGCUGCUAUAUAUAUAUCUCAGCUGCGCAGCAUCUUGGACUUGGAUCCGAGAGCAAACAAACCUUUGCCAUGUGAUUUGUAACACAGAAUAAUAAACACCGCAGAGUAUUGGGUUAAGAGGUGGAUUUGUGUAUGUUCCACUGCUGGGAGCAUGUUUUGAGGGUAAUAACCGCUGUGUGCACACAGCAAAGCAGUUAAUGCCACGUGUCCUAAACACUGGGCUAUGUCAGGGGAAGAUCAAAGGCUGGCUGAAGAGGGACCAAAGCCCUGAGUGUAGAAUGAUGCCCUGAUCUUUUCCUUGGUUACUUAGGUUCUGCACUCCACAUGCUGCAGCAUUGUAGAAAUGUCUGCGUUUAUUUGAAACACUUUUACCUGGCUCUUUGGCUCGUGUGAGAUGAGUGAUGGACAAAAUGGUCCCUGCCCCACAGGCUUACAAUCUUAAUAACAGGCCACAAAUUGGAAAAGAGCUAGGGUAGGGAAGCAAAGAGACAUUGGUUCUUAAGUUUACGCAGUUCUUAUAAAUGACCAGCUUAAAUAUAAAAUGGCUGAGGGAGAGGAGCAGAGCUAACUGAGUGGCGCUGCUUUCUCAUCUCUUCCUGUGCUGCAGACUGAUGGAAUGUUUUGGUCUCUCUCCCCUGCCCCCCCCCUUCCUCUGUGGGCUCCUGUAAUGGGUGACCUGGAGUAAGAGUCCUAAAACUGGAGAGGAGGAGUAUCAUCUGGCUGAUAAUGCUUAGCCUCUAAAUAGUGCUCUUUCAGUGCUUAAGGUACACAUUUUCAGCUAUCCCUAAUGAAAACCUCUGCAACAUAUGAGCAUUAUUAUCAAGGCCUUACUGACUAUCUAGAAGAAAGGCAAAGUCAUCUCCCAGAUGUCAGUUGGAUGUCUUGCUUUCUGAAGCACCAUAUGACAGGCGGGCACCAGCUCUGUCCCAUGUGGUCAUGCUGCCCUCAGAGGCAAAAGCACAGCGUGAAUUUGGCUGGGACGGAGGUGGUGGCAGUGGUGGCAAACUCGUCUCCUGGCAAACAAAGGCCAGACAAAACCCAUGGAUUCCUGGUCACUGUCCUCAAACAGUAUGGGAUGACUGGGGCUGCAGAUACACCACAUAUUUAAAGCACGUUAUCUGCGCCAAAGAAUCCUGGGAAAUGUAGUUUAUCCCUCACAGUUUACUACUCCCAGCCCCUGUAACAGACCACAGUGCCCAGGAUUCUUUGGGAGAAGUCGUGUGCUCUAAAUGUACGAUGUAUAAGAAUGGAUUGGCUGCCUGCUGAGUUUGUAGCUCUGGUGGCAUUUGGACUGGGCGCUUCUCAGCUCACACCGAAGUUCUCCACCCCCUCUGGCAUUGUAGCAAUGCAGCAAUCCAGCAGCCUAGAUGUGGUCGGGAAUGGUCUGCUAUCAGCCCUCCCGCCUGGAUGCAGCAGAGGAAAGGCUGGGAGACCCUCCCUCCAUUGGCUCUUUAUCACCGUAACCUACCCCUGGGUAAAGGGCAGAUAAGAAAUCGCAUGAAUAAGUCGCCCUUUGGUUCCUCAGAAACCAUUCUAUUCAGGGCAUGAGGCAUUGGUGUAGCUUUAUGUAGAGCUAGUGCAGGCUUCCUCAAACUCGGCCCUCCAGCUGUUUUGGGACUACAGCUCCCAUCAUCCCUAGCUAGCAGGACCAGUGGUCAGGGAUGAUGGGAAUUGUAGUCCCCAAACAGCUGAAGGGCUGAGCUUGGGGAUGCCUGAGCUAGUCCUUGAAUUUCCAAAGAACAUAAGAGCCUUCUGGAUCAGGCUGAUGGCCCCUGUAGCCCAGCAUCCUGUUCUCACGGUGGCCAACCAAAUGCAAGCAGGAUUUCAAGCACAGGAGAACUUUCCCCUCCUGUUGUUUCCAGCAACUGAUAUUCAGAAGCGUUGUUGCCUCCCAGCUGUGGUGGCACAGCAGAGCCAUAAUGGCUAGUAGCCAUAACUAGGCCUGUCCUCCUCCAUCAAUCUUCUCUUGAAGCCGUCCGCGUCGGUUGCAGUGCUCGUCUGUUGCAUCAAAGAGUCUUGUGGUACCUUCAGGCCCAACACAUUGGGUUUUUGUUGUUUGUCUUGCAUCUGUCUUAUGCCACAAUAAAUCUGUUUAGUCUAUUUUAAGGCACCACAAGACUUUUUGUGGUUAGUGCUUGAAUGUGCUUCUUCCCCUGUUCUCUUUUUUCAAUCUGUAUCUUGCCUCUUAGACUAAACCUGUGAGCAAAGGCUGUGGGGUGUUCUUACCAUCUUUGCACAGCUCAUAGGAAAUAUCAGGCACUUUAAAAACAAGGGGAAGGAAUGCAGUGUGGGGUUCAGGGCCUCCUCUUGUCUAGCUCACCUUGUGGGGGGAUCGGUAGAGAUGUGCUCUAUGUGGGGCUACCUUUGAAGGUGACCUGGAAACUACAACUAAUCCAGAAUGCAGCAGCUAGAUUGGUGACUGGGAGCAGCUGCCAAGACCACAUAACACCAGUCUUGAAAGACCUACUUGGCUCCCAGUAUGUUUCAGAGCACAAUUCAAAGAGUUGCUGCUGACCUUUAAAGCCCUAAAUGGCCUCGGUCCAGUAUACCUGAAGGAGUGUCUCCACCCCCAUCGUUCUUCCCGGACGCUGAGGUCCAGAUCCGAGGGCCUUCUGGCAGUUCACUAAUUGUGAGAAGCCAAGUUACAUGGAACCAGGCACAGGGCCUUCUCGGUGGUGGUGCCCGCCCUGUGGAACACCCUCCCAACAGAUGUCAAAGAGAAGAACAACUACCAGACUUUUAGAAGAAAUCUGAAGCCCUCUUUAGAGAAGCUUUUAAUGUUUAACAGACUACUGUAUUUCAAUGCUUUGUUGGAAGCCACCCAGAGUGACUGGGGAAACCCAGCCAGAUGGGCGGGGUAUGAAUAAAUUAUUAUUAUUAUUAUUAUUAUUAUUAUUAUUAUUAUUAUUAAUCUUGGAAGGACAGCUGCUCAUUUGUCUGCUUUCGCUUUUGCAGAAGAGGGAAAACCCGGCCAGGACUUCCUCCGAUGUCCCAGCUAAGAAGCUCAUCAUUGAAUGCCAAGGGGAGAGGAGCAUGCCGGGACCCCAAGCCAUAAGCCGCCCCGAGCCCAGCGCCCUGGAAACGCUUGCCAUCGCCAUUGACCCCAGCGUGGCAGCUGCCCCGAUCUACGUGGAGACCCAGUCCUCCGCCUCAGACUUCCCUGCCCUCUCAGGGCCCUUGGUCGGGGCUGUGAACCUGCUGCCUUUGGUCCAAAUCGUGGAGCCCCUCAAGGCCGUGACGCUGACUGUGUCUUCCCCGCUUGAUGCCAGCCAGCCUCUCCCGGACCGGGUGGAGCAACAGGUGGUUGACUUCUUGGCCUCGCUGCCGCCGGCGACCCUAGAAGCUACGCCGGGCUCGUCCCGGGGGGCCUCUGAGCCCUUUUGUGCAGAGGUGGCCGUGCCCUGCCAGGUGGUGGCGGCUGCCAACCAGCCGCCGCUCCAGGCCCUGAUGGCCGACCCAGCCAUGGCUCCGGAGCAAGGGGCGCUCGUCAUCGAGAACGUCUCCAUCGAGCCGUUUCUGGAGACUGACCCCUCCGCCGCCGCCGUCCUGCGUUCCCUGCAGGAGCCGCCCGCCGAGGUGGUGGCGUACUUCGAGACCAUCCCGACGGCGCCCAUCACGGCCGCCGCCUCAUCCGGCGUGACCCCCCCUGAGACGGUCCUGUCCUCCGCCCUGAGCCUCCCCAUUGUCUCCACCGUCCCCAUCGUCUCCAACCAGGCACCUCCGAAGGCCCCCCCGGCGGAAGAGGAGAAGCUGGAGGAGCUGAGCUCGGCCGAGUCCUUGGAGGAGCAGCUGGAGGAGCACCGCUACCACAAGCACGAGGGGACGACCUCUGAGCUCGUGGAGGUGGUGAUGGGCCUUCAGAAGAAGGUGAAGGUUCUCCAGCAGAGGCACCGCCGGCACUGCGCGAAGCUGGAGGCCAUGGAAGGGGUGGUGGAGCAGCUGCGGAAGGAGAACCUGGUGUCCGAGGAGAAGCUGAAGCUGCUGGAAAUGGUAAGCUGGCUUUGCAGGGCGGCUGGUCUCCUUGGGCUGCAGCUGGGAAACGGAGAGAGGCGAGCACGCGGCGGAGAUCAGGUCUGCUGGGAUUUCUCAGCUUCUGCGUUUUCCUCUUUAAGCAUGCAGUUUCUAGGCCUCAUGAGUACAGGGGGCGGUUGGGAAUAUAUAUAAAAGGGAAGAACCUUGAAAUAAUCGAGGAAGGUAAGUAAUGGGUUUUGGGGAUAGGGGGUUCUUUUUAAAACACACACACACACACACAGGUUUUCCAAUUUAAUAAUAAUAAUAAUAAUUUAUUUAUACCCCGCCCAUCUGGCUGAGUUUCCCCAGCCACUCUGGGCGACUCCCAAUAGAAUAUUAAAAACACAAUAAAUACAUCAAACGUCUAAAACUUCCUUAUACAGGGUUGCCUUCAGAUGUCUUCUAAAGGUUGUAUAAUCAUUUCCUUGACAUCUGGUGGGAGGGCUUUCCACAGGGCGGGUGCCACCACCAAGAAGGCCCUCUGCCUGGUUCCCUGUAACCUCACUUCUCGCAGUGAGGGAAUGGCCAGAAGGCCCUCGGAGCUGGACCUCAGUGUCCGGGCUGGACGAUGGGGGUGGAGACGCUCCUUCAGGUAUACAGGACCGAGGCCGUUUAAUCCAGUAAAGGCCACAUUAAAAACAUUCCGAAUUAUAAAAUAAUAAAACAUUCCAAAUAUUAAGCCAAAUCAUAAAUCUUUGUUUGACUUCCUACGCUCUGAGGCUGGAGGGUUGCCAUCACCUCACAUUUGUGCUGCUUUCUUAAUUAGUCCAUGCGGUUCCCAUAAAUCCGAUGUUAAUCCUUCCUUCGUUUUCACAGCCUCUGAGUUCGUCCCGCAAGCAAGUUAUAUCAAAACAGUUUCUAUGUGGGUGUUUAUCUUCUUCCAUGUCUUUCACUUUCACUUCUCCAUGCCUGUAUUAUCCAAUACGACACAUCCCAAAAUGGAGGAAAUCUGGCUUUCUGCCCAUUGUUCCAGGCAUAAGUCCAAACCUCUUCGUUUCAUCUCAUACCAGAACAGACAAGCCUGUACUUUGGCUAGAAGCCUCAAUUCCCAACUUCCACUCUUAACAGUCCUUCAAAAUUAAUUGCAAAUUCAUAUAUCUUUUCCACACAGUUAAUAAUUAGAUCAAAAUUAUGUCAGUAUUACAGUACAAUACCAUCUCGCUUGUGUACAUAAUCAAUCGGCAGUAGUAGUAAUAAUAAUAAUAAUAAAUAAAUUUAUUUAUUCCCUGGGCGGAGCCGGGCUCAGGGUGGCUAACAUCAAUAAAAUUUCAGUAAAAACAUAAUAAGGAAAAAAAGAAAAAGAAAAAAACAAUUUAAAAUACAGGUUAAAAUGCAAUUUAAAAUGCAGCCUCAUUUUAAAAGUCAAACUUUUGGCAAACAUAUUUGCCAAGUAAAGUAGCAAAUAUGCAGUAUAUCAAACAGAAACAAAGGAGGCUCACCCCCCUUCCCGUUCCAACAUACCAGUACCUUAAUAAAGAUAGUCUCUCUUCCAUGGGUUUUGGCGGGGGGUUCUUUCCUUGGUGAGGACAUGUGUUCCCCUGCCCAGCCUUGCGCUAAAGGUUCCGCAGCUGUUAUCCACAAUAGAGCCUCCAGUUUCAGGGGCAGUCUAGCUCACAGUCGCAUCCAGAAGCAAGAUGGUGGAUGAGACGAAGCCGCUUUGGCCUGCUCCACCAAACCCACCCUUGCAUGUCUUGUUAUGCUGCUGUUUCUACGGGGAUCUACGCUCGGUAUUCAUCACUCCUGUUAUACAAAAAUCUCCAAAUGGGUCCGAACUUCAAUGUCUAAAACUCCUGGUAGAGGACAAGGAUCUAGAGAUCAUGCUAAGGGUGGCCAAAUUCUGUGCGACUGCCAUAAAACUUAGGGAACAAGCUGUACAGUCAAAAUGAUUAAGGUUUUAAAUGAAAAUUUUAGGUUAUAUUUUAGUGAUCAAGAUUUAAUAUAUAUUUUUAACUGCCGGUAUAUCUAAAUUGUCUCUGUUAUGCCCAAUUGCAACUCAAUGUAUUCCUGUUGUGUUUUAUGAUUUUCCUGAUAUUGUAUGUGAGCCGGAACUGGUCUGUGACCAUAAUAAUAAAAAUUCACCCUUGCACCUGCCCGCUUCUCUUAAACAUCUGGAGGGCAGCAUGUUGCCUAGUCUUGGCUUCUGCAUUUAUUUCAACAACUUACAGGCCACUUAAUUACAGGGGUUGGACUGGAUGACCCUCUGGAGCCCUUCCAGGUCUACAGUUCUGUAAUUCUAUGAGCCAUAGCUCCACGGUAGAGCAUCUGCUUUGCAUGCAGAAGAGCACUUCUGGAUCAGGCCAGUGGCCCACCUAGUCCAGCAUCCUGUUAUCACAGCGUCCAAUCAGAAGCCUAUUAUGGGAAGCGCGCAGGCAGGACCCGAGUGCGAGAGCCCUUUCCCCUCUUCUGGUGUUCAGCAACUGGUUUGCAGAAGCACUGCUGCUUGUGACAGUUUUAUUGCUGUAAACAGUUUAAAUGAAUAUUUAUUUAAUGACACAGUGAUAUACAGAUAUUUUCCUAAAUGAAUAAACCAACAAGGUGUCGGGGAACCUCUUAUUUUUUUAAUUUUUAUUGGAAGUUUUAUUUACAACAUAACAUAAACCCCUCCCCAUACAGAAAUCCACCCUCAUUAAACGUGAACAUAACAUACAAUAAGCAUAACAUACAACAGUACAAACAACCAAAUAAAAUACUUCCUUUAUUCUGUAUCUGGCCUCCUUAUUUACUUCUUAUAAGCUGUUUCCUUUAUGAAUAAUUAUUAAGAUUUUUCUAAUUAUAUCUUAAAUAUCCACAAAGUCUCCUGCAGACAAUAAUCAAAACAAGUCCAGGUAUGUAUUUUAGGGCACUGUUUUGCGAAGUAUUCUCUGCAUUUCCCCCAUGCUUUUUGAAACUCUUGUCUAGUGUGAUCUCUAACUGCCUCUGUUAAUCUAGCCAGUUCAAUAUACUCUAACAGUUUGUCUUGCCAUUCCUUUUUUGUUGGCACAAUUUCUUAUUUCCAGUUUUUAGCAAUUAGGAUCCUUGCCGCUCCUGUGGCAUAGAGGAGUAUUUUCUGAUCUUCUCUUCCUAUACCUGUGUCCGUUAUCCCUAGUAGAAAAGCUUCUGUAUUUUUCAUAAAGUUAAACAUUUUUUUAAGCUCGUCAUAUACUAUAUUCCAGAAGCUUCUGGAAGCUUCUUUUGGGGACCCUCUUAACCUCUCCUGCUCUGUUCUCCCCUCACUCAGGCCUGCCUACAGUCCAGCACUCUUGUCCCCGAAGCCGGCGCUGCUGUGGCCAUCAUCUGCCAGGACAAUGACCAGGCGCUGGUCUACGCCGUGCCCCAGCUCCCAGAAGAAGGGAAUGAGACCAUCAUCCACGUGGAGGAGCAGUAAUCUCGGAGGUGGCAGAGGGCAGUCAGGAUCCAACCUUCGUUGCGUUCCGUGUGGCCGAAGGCACCCGUCAGGGAGGGUCCCGGCACCUACGUCUUUUGGCUGCGAGAAUCUCAGGCCUGGCACCACCGGGCCUCUUCUGAUUUCAGCUGCCUAACCCGAUGGCCUUAUUGCGACGGCACCUUAUUUUGCGGGAAAGUUGCCUGAAAUAAUUGUACAUAAAAAUUGUCUGGGUGGGGGGAAUUGAGCCACUGAAUGUGUGCGUGUGUGUUUGCCUCUUCUGCGCCUGAGCCUCAAAGCUGCUGCCGCCGCUGCCUCAUUUGUCAUGAUAACCGCUGCUUGGUGUGAGCCAGACUGUCCUUGCCAGCUUGCUUUGCUAGCAAGGCAAGGGCGGACAGGCCCAUCUUGGCGGCUGAACUGCUGUACUGCUUUUUGGGCACCUGAAAUUGCCGCACUUUGAUGUUGGGCUCUCCUAGGUGCCUUUCUAAAGGGCUCAACUUCAGGGCAUCUCUCUCUCUCUCUCUCUCUCUCUCUCUCUCUCUUUCUCUUUCUCUCUUCGUGUGUGUGUGAGAGAAUUGCCCCCUCUCUCUUCCUGCUUCCAGCAGAACUUAGUGCACAGACGGCUGGUAUCUCUGCGCUCUCCACACUUAUCAGAAGGCAAAAGUAUUUGCUACUUGUCCCCAUAGACCUUUCAUACCUGGGCACAUGUAGGAUUAUAAGGCCACCCAGUGCCUGGGAGCAGGUGGUAUCCAUACAAGGAGGGGGUUGAGAGAGGAGCAGAAAGGAAUCUCUCACACACACCCUUUGUGGCGAACAUGUGGUGGAAGCCAUUAACAAGAGGCUGCGAUGAAUGGCAAUCCCACAUGCACGCCUCCUACAAAAGCAGAUCAGUACACAAGAACAUGGCGCCAUCCACAGAGCUGAGCUGCGAAAGUGUUUUGAGCGUUCCAAGCGACUCAUUUUCAUCUUUUCAGCUGCUUGACAGAUUUCAUAGUAACGGAAUCGUUUCAGAUUUGGCACUUGCAUCAACCCAUUGCAGCUCCUUGCGAUCUCUUGAAAAGCGAUUCUGUUCAGCCGAGUACUGCAAACAGGCCAGGUCUGACUGAAGGCGAAGGCUCGGUAGGAAGAUUGUAGGGAGCAGCCUGUCUCAACCGUCUUAAUCUUGCAAACUUCAGGGAAGUGCCAGCAUGGUGCACUUCAAAACGUUGAAGGCCUGCAUUUGACAACAAAGCCUCCGUAACUUACAGCGCAACCACGCAGGUCUGCCAAUUCUUGAGCCCAACUCGGGUAUUUAAAUUCCUCGCAUGGGCGAGGAGGUUGAGGAUCUCCACCCCCAUUGCCUCCCCACAAGGUGGGAGAGCCAAACAUCUGCAGCAGGGAGCCUGUUCUGCUUAUGUAACCCCCCCCCCCUUUUCCGACAAUCUAGAACCCUGGAAGAUCAGGAUUCUAGAAUCCACAGAAAGCCUUCCAACACGUGGAAGGCAAUAGUGCCAGCUGCAGAGAACAUGAUGGAGGGCACUAUCCCCAUGGCCCCACCCCUGUUCUCCCCCUCACCUGAUGCAGCCAGCAGGGUGGGGAAAAGCUUUGGCAGGAAGCGUAGCUGGUUUGCUUAGGGCUGUUGUUUCCUGCUAAGGACCCAUUGCUACGCUGAAUGCGUUCUGCAUCCUAUUCCAAGGAUCCUGUCGCUGGUUCAGAUGGAAGAUCGCCUCUUGUCCUUCAUCCUGCUUCCCACGGUGACUUGCUGGGUUCCCCUGGGGAGGCUGCCAGUGGGGCUUGAAGGUAAAUAGUCCCCCUGCCCCACAGCCAGUGCUCAGGGGCAGAUUCUCACAUUAGCGGGUGUUGCUUCCCUAAGUCACUCUCAUGUCAUCGGGGAUGAUAGUGGAAGGCUUUACAGGAAUGUCUGCUUCUCCUUGGGUUCUCUCGGUCUUCUAUCUAGACUCCUUUCAUCUUUUCUUUGAGGCUGUCCUCUUGCGGCUACCGUCUUAGGGUUUCUUGUCAUACAGUAUUUUUGUCCCAUAGCCAGCCAAAUAAAGAGUUGUUUUGAGUUUGUGAGUGAGUGGGUGUUAUGGUAAAUCCUCCUUUUAAAAAAAUGUUAUUAAGGUUUUGCUUUUUUAAAAAACAACGACACGGGUCUCUGUAAUUGAACGUUAAUCCAGGAGUAGGAGGAAAGGCUGGAAAAUAAAACGCGACAAUGUGAUUGUAGAUCUUGGCGAGGGGCAGAAACUGACGGUGGGAAGAACCUCACUGGGGGUGGUGGGGGUGUUAACAGUGCUGUAAUACAAAAAAAAUUACUCUAAUAAAUGGAAUAUUGGAAAAA
This is a messenger RNA of Podarcis lilfordi (Lilford's wall lizard), 14273 nucleotides long. The record is from the annotation of a GenBank genome assembly. Lineage: Eukaryota; Metazoa; Chordata; Lepidosauria; Squamata; Lacertidae.